Messenger RNA from Calliphora vicina (urban bluebottle blowfly), 747 nucleotides. RefSeq lists its product as uncharacterized. The record is from RefSeq and is a predicted model, not a curated record. NCBI's taxonomy places the organism in Eukaryota, Metazoa, Arthropoda, Insecta, Diptera, Calliphoridae. The transcript has a single exon. The coding region runs from base 63 to 593 and encodes 176 amino acids.
AGAAAGUGUAAAUUUAAUUACAUAUUAAAAAUUAAAUAAUCAACAAUAAUUUAAAAAAUAAAAUGGUAGCCAUUUAUAAUAUUGAUGAAGAUUUUGGUCAAAAUCCCAAGACAUUGGGAGACUGGGUUAAAAAUUUCCGUUUAAAAAAAUUGCAAAUGAAACGCAAGCUACGCUCGGGUGGCAAUUUACGAGUAUGCGCCAUUUUGUCGACAGCUCUAAUGACUGCUGAAUUAGAAUUGCGACGCAAACAACAAGAACGUUUUCAAAAGUGGUUAGAAUUUCAAACGAAAAUCAAUAAAAAUCACCAACUCAUGCCCAAAAGCCAUCAUCUGCCUCCAACAAACCAUCGAAGCCAAGGAAGAAACGAUCAGUUGCUACUGGUCUCCCACCAUAAUAAUCAUGAUAAUGAAGAAAAACAAAGUGAAGAAAUAAAUAAUUUAUGGAAAUGUGAAUUAAGUGAAUUAGAUAACUUUAUGCGCAGUAUUAGUAGUAGUAGUAACAGAAAUAUUGAUCAAAAAAGUUCCAACAAAUCACAUGGUGAUAUCAGUGGGCACCACGAACAUAAUUAUCAUUCAAUACGAGUGUCCAGUUAGUGCUUAAGUUAUAUGUAUUUAAAUUGUUUUUGCUAGUAAUGUGCAAGAGAGAGACUUUUGAAAAAAGAUUGAAUAUUUUUAAUUAAGUAGAGUGAAUUUUAUAUUAUUACUAUCAUCCAUUAAUAUCUUUUGUGUUUAAAAAAAAAAAUUGUAU